AUGCCGCUGCCUCUCGACACCGAGGUGCUGGCUAAGAUCGAGCAGGAGGCUUCCUCAGCGGACAGGCCCUUUUCUAGAAUGUCUCGAUCUGUUGACGAACAGGAACACAGCAUGGAGCUCCAUCUACCGUACAUCCACCGCCUUCUGCAGCGCUUAUAUCCCACAAUGCCGACGUCAGCCUACCCCCCGCUAGUGCCGAUGAUGGUGGGCAGCACCUCUGCGGCAAACGAGCGAGUGUUUGGCUCGAUCCUUCGGCCUUACCUGGCUGACGAAGAGAACGCGUUUGUGAUCUCGUCUGACUUUUGUCACUGGGGCACGAGGUUCGCAUAUACGUACUACGUGCAGGCACCUGGCCCAACAACCUACAAGCUGCCGCUUACGUACCCUUCUCUACCGGUUCCGUCGGACAUGCUGACCGCAGAAAGGGCGGCGGAGGAAGUGCGUGCAGCGUCGUCAGGGCGGAUGCUGAGAGAGAACGACAAGUCAUACAACAAGGAGAAAUAUAUGUGGGCUAUCCACGAGAGCGUCUCUGCGUGUGACAUGGCAUGCAUGUCUGCAAUAGCCAGUGGCAAUACGGACGUAUUUCAGGAAGCAUUACGGCGGACUGGAAACACUGUAUGCGGGCGUCAUCCGAUUGGCGUGGUGAUGGCGGGGAUCGAGGGAUUACAGCAUCAGGCAGAAACAACCAUGGGAGCAGCAGUGACGCAGGACGGGGUGAAGAAGGGCAAGUUCUACUUUAUAAGGUACGAACGGAGCUCUGACUGCUUCUCGGUCCAAGACAGCUCAGUGAGCUAUGUUUCUGCGUUUGCCGUGCUGUAA
Messenger RNA from Trichophyton benhamiae CBS 112371, 819 nucleotides. RefSeq lists its product as uncharacterized. The transcript has a single exon. NCBI's taxonomy places the organism in Eukaryota, Fungi, Ascomycota, Eurotiomycetes, Onygenales, Arthrodermataceae. Bases 1 to 819 code for a protein of 272 amino acids. The record is from RefSeq and is a predicted model, not a curated record.